CCGCCACUAACUCUAUCAAAACCGCCAGAAAGACCAAUAGAAUCAUCCACCAACAAAAAGAAACAUACACCCAUCAUUCCACAACAACGCUUUCCCCUCUCCCUCCCAAUUUUCCCGAGAAAAUUCCUCUGGUAGAGAAAGUUCUCGAGGAAGAGCGAGAAAAUCAUGAACAAGAUGCACGGGUACACGGAGGUGGGUACGAAUAGCGGCAAGGUGGCGGAGGUAGACAUAGAGUCGGGGGAGUUGUUGUACCCAGGUCUGAGCAAAGGCGAGAACCAGCUCCGAUGGGGAUUCAUCCGCAAGGUGUACGGAAUCCUGGCCGCCCAGAUGGUUUUGACCACUCUGGUCUCCUUCGUCACCGUACUCUACGCUCCGAUCAACGAUCUCCUCAAGGGCAGCCCUGGAAUUCUCCUCUUCUUCGCCAUCCUUCCCCUAAUCUUGUUGUGGCCCCUGCAUGUGUAUCAGCAGAAGCAUCCCCUCAAUUUUGUCUUCCUCGGACUUUUCACUCUGAGUUUGAGUGUCACAGUUGGCGUGGCCGUUGCGAAUACAGACGGAGCAAUUGUGCUUGAAGCCUUAAUUCUAACUUCGGCUGUGGUUGCAUCCUUGACUGCAUACACCUUCUGGGCUUCGAGGAAGGGCAAGGACUUCAGCUUCCUCGGACCAGUCUUGUUCACUGGCCUCAUUGUCCUCCUCCUAACUGGUUUCAUGCAGAUGUUCUUCCCUCUUGGCCCUACAACUAAUGCCGUAUAUGGUGCCAUUGGCGCUAUCAUUUUCUCUGGGUACAUUGUCUAUGACACCGACAACCUGAUCAAGCGCUUCACAUACGAUGAGUACAUUUGGGCCUCCAUCACUCUUUAUCUUGACAUUCUGAACCUGUUCCUGACUAUAUUGCGGAUGCUGAGGGAAAGCAACAAUUAGUCAUGCCGAGUACUGACUACCGACUCAACUCUCUGCAGUCUGGUUUUGGCUCAUUGUGGACAUAGUCUAUAGUCCAAGCCUGAACAUAAUCAUUGUGGAUGUAGAGUAUAUGUUUCCUUUUUACUCUUUAAACAGUUCGAAUACCAAGCGAUUCGUUUUCAUUUAUGCGAUUCAUUUUCCAUUUUAUGGAUUUGGUUGCUCGACUUGUUCGAACACCGGAUUUUCUUA
Messenger RNA from Pyrus x bretschneideri (Chinese white pear), 1146 nucleotides. Its product is annotated as BI1-like protein. Gene Ontology annotation, cellular component: membrane. NCBI's taxonomy places the organism in Eukaryota, Viridiplantae, Streptophyta, Magnoliopsida, Rosales, Rosaceae. The record is from RefSeq and is a predicted model, not a curated record. The coding region runs from base 166 to 918 and encodes 250 amino acids. The transcript has 4 exons.